UAGUUGGCGGUGUAGCAACAUUGCCGACAAGCUGCACCGUAGAAGAAGAUUAAAAGCUAACCGUGUACACUUACAGCGACAUUUUGCUAAUGUGAGACAGAAAAGAUAUUAAAAAUGGACAAAAAGAAAAAGCCGUUUGACGUGACAGCCUCUUCUCUGGUGGACCUGAAAGCUGAACUGUACAGAAAGCAGGAGCAAUUCAAACAGGAGAGACUUGGACAAGAACACACUGGAUAUAAAGCACCGAAAGUGAAAGUGAAGAAACCUAACGUUUGGAACAAGCAAAACUCUGGUGUUUCUGCAAGAGCUGACAAAGAUGCAGAACAACUGGCUGAGGAGCAGCAAAGCAUUGACAAUGCAAGGAGCAAGCUGGAGGAGAAAGCCAAACUCUACGAGCAGAUGACAAAAGGAGACUUUCCAGAUGAAGAAACCGAGGGUUUGUACCUGGUGGAUUUUGCUCAGAAGAUUAUCGACAAAAGAAGAGAAGGACGCGCAGAAAGUGAGGACGAAGAAACGGGAAGAUUGUCUCCUAUUCCCCCUCCUCAGAACCCGGAUGAGGAAUGGGUCGACUUUGUGGACGCUUUGGGACGAUCUCGGCGGUGCAUGAAGAAGGACUUGCCGGAUUUUAAGAAACUAGACCAAGACCUUCAUGGAAAUGGAAGAGUGCCCACUGACAAGACCUUACUGUCAGAGGACAUGCGCCGAGACCUCCAGAGGCAGGAGUGGGAGCGAGAAGAAGAGGAGGCCAUGAAGAAGCCCGUUGGACCCAUUCACUACGAAGACAUCAGGGCCCAAGAGGCUCGGGACCUGGGUGUCGGCUACUUUGCCUUCGCUCAGGACGAGGAGAAUCGGGCAAAGCAGAGGAAGACCUUAGACAUGCUGAGGGAUCAGACAACCGACCAGCGCAGCAAGCGAGAACGACUGAAAGAGAAGAAGAAGGCCAUCCUGAAAGCCAGACUGGCCAAAAUAAAGCAGAGGAAGAUUAAGGCAAGGGGCGGUGUUGCAGAAGAAGAACCGGUCGAGGAAGAGAAGGAAGAAGAGGAGGAUGAGAUGGCGCCCUCGCCUCCACCACCAGAGGUCAGCAUACAGAAGAAGGUGGAAGUGGAGAUUCAGGAAAGGAGGGACACCAAACCUGGAGUCCCUUAUGUCCGAGAAUGGGACAGAGGCAAAGAAUCCAUGUUCAGUCAGUGGAAAGGCCGGCGUCAGGAUGAGCGAGAGUCCGAGUUUGCACCUCCCUCCGCAUACUUUUCCGAGGAGUGGCGUCCAAGACAUGCAAAGACACGCAUCCCAGAAAAGAAGAUUCCCAAAAUGUCAUUUAAGGGGACACAAGGCCCGGAUUGGACCACUGAAAAAAAGGACGAUCCGCUGCCUGCUGCUGAAGUUGAGUCUCCUUCUUCCCUUCAACCUCCUCCUACACAGAACCCCUCAGUCCAACCACAGCCUCCGCCCUCAUUUCGCCCUCCCGCUCCUCCCCCUGCCAACCGCCACUAUCCCCCUCCUCCUAUUUAUCCACAUUUUGCUCCUCCCCAAUUUGUAUGUCCACCUUUCCCAUUUCCCCACUUACGGCCUCCCUGCCAAAACCAGUACCCUCCACAGUGUCCACCCCCUAUGCCGCGUCCCUUCCAGUUCCAGCCGCCCCCGCGACCCACGGACCCCAUCCCACCUCAGCCAUUCCCGCAACCCACGGACCCCAUCCCACCUCAGCCAUUCCCGCAACCCACGGACCCCAUUCCACCUCAGCCAUUCCCGCAACCCACGGACCCCAUCCCACCUCAGCCAUUCCCGCAACCCACGGACCCCAUCCCACCUCAGCCAGCCCCAGGACCCACGGACCCCCUCCUACCUCAGUCGUCCCCGCAACCCUCAGACCCCGUUCUACCUCAGCCGCCCCCGCAACCUACAGAGGUUCCACAGGCCCAGCAGCCCCCUCAAGGCUCCUCCCAAAGUCUGGACGACAUGUUGUCCUUCUACAGGAACGCCACCUGAUGAAGUGUGGGAAGAAAAUCAAGAAGGUAAUCUCUUUUAUAUGAAAUUCACACAUGUAAGUAAGUAACGACAUCAAGUGAGAUGUUGUCAAACUCAUCACUCAUUUAGUAUUUAAUAAAUGGAAGCAAAUAUUCUGACUGGGUUUAUUGGGGAGAUAGAACGGCAAGGAGCACCUCAAAUACACUGAGUGGCCACUUUAUUAGACACUAUUGAUCACUGUAUAGAAAUAUUAGAUACAGCUUUCAGUUUGAUGGAUGCAAACUACAAGAACAAUAAUAAUUAUACAGUUGCAAGAAAAAGUAUGUGAACCCUUUGGGAUUACUGGGAUUGUUACAUAAGUAGGGCAUAAAAUGUGUUCAAAUCUUCAUCCAAGUCACAAUAAUAGACAGUCUUUAAUUUAUUUUUUUAGUUAUUCACAGAAAAUAAACAGUACAAAAGGUAACAUUGUUAAAAACAAAGACAAGUAAUGAGAAAUACGUAAUAAGAAAUAAGUGCAGGUGAGAAAAGAAACCCAAGAAGAGCUUAUGCAAGGUUCUCACCUAAAGCAGUAAAUUAACAAACAAAAUUAAACAUAGUAUGUAAAAAUUUACACAACAAGUAGUCUACCUUGUGUGGACAGUGAAGUAUAGGACUACAUUAUAAGGUAGGAACAAAUGGAGAAUGUUGAUUCAUCAGACUGGCCAUUAAUCUAUGUUUAAAGUUACUGAGUGAAGAUUAGGAGUUAGCAAUACAAAGGUGAGUAUUCCACAGUAAAGGACCUCUGUGUUUCAUGGAAAACUGGCAAAAUGUGAUAUGGCCAAAGAUAGGACGGAGAUUAUCAGUUCGUCUAGUCUUAAGAUCAUGAAUUUGCACAUUGGUCUUAAGAUAAUCUUUGAAAGGUGUUUGAAGCGUAUUAGGGAGGUAAGAACAUUUAUAGAUAGAAGAGGAGGACUGAGCUGUUUUAAUAUCAUAAGUAGAUAGUACAUUUAGUUUCCUAAACAAAUAGUUGGAGGAGGUAGUUAUCCUUAAAAAUGUAUUUUGCAUAAUGAAUAAUUUGUGUGAAUGUGAUGGAUAUGUACUAGCCCAGACAAUAUUGCAAUAAACAAGAUAUGGAUACAUUCAACUGUAAUAAAGAGAUGAACCAAACCCA
This is a messenger RNA of Nerophis ophidion (straightnose pipefish), 3115 nucleotides long. It is a transcript of the gene ccdc174, whose product is annotated as coiled-coil domain containing 174. Bases 115 to 1986 code for a protein of 623 amino acids. The transcript is spliced from 11 exons. The record is from RefSeq and is a predicted model, not a curated record. Lineage: Eukaryota; Metazoa; Chordata; Actinopteri; Syngnathiformes; Syngnathidae. Gene Ontology annotation, cellular component: nucleus.